Rhea pennata is the source of this 1061-nucleotide messenger RNA. RefSeq names its product dynein light chain roadblock-type 1 (gene DYNLRB1). The transcript is spliced from 4 exons. Bases 155 to 517 code for a protein of 120 amino acids. Gene Ontology annotation, molecular function: dynein intermediate chain binding. NCBI's taxonomy places the organism in Eukaryota, Metazoa, Chordata, Aves, Rheiformes, Rheidae. Gene Ontology annotation, cellular component: cytoplasm; cytoplasmic dynein complex; centrosome. Gene Ontology annotation, biological process: microtubule-based movement. The record is from RefSeq and is a predicted model, not a curated record.
UUGUAAAACUGGGGACAGAAAAAGCCGGGAGAGUUUCUUGGGGAAUGACCCCCCGAGCUGAGCCGCAGGUGGGGAAGCGGCGGGUUUAGACGGAGCCGGAAGGAUCGAGGCCGCUGUCGCAGCUGCGCUCGCCUCAGGGCCGGUGUCCGGCAGGAUGCGGUGUCAGGCGGCCUCUCCCUGCCGGCGCGGCUCUCUCCGCCCGCACCUGCGAGCUCUUGUGGUCAUUCAGCCCUCUGUGAAGGCUGAGGUGGAAGAAACACUGAAGCGAAUUCAGAGCCAAAAGGGAGUGCAAGGAAUAAUUGUUGUUAAUUCUGAAGGUAUUCCUAUCAAAAGCACUAUGGACAACUCCACAACAAUUCAGUAUGCAGGCCUAAUGCACAGUUUCAUCAUGAAGGCAAGGAGCACUGUACGAGACAUUGAUCCCCAGAAUGACCUCACAUUCCUACGGAUCCGCUCCAAGAAAAAUGAAAUCAUGGUUGCACCAGGUAAAGUGAGUGGGAUAAAGACUACUUCCUGAUUGUCAUCCAGAAUCCAACUGAAUGAUUGCACUAACUGGGUCUGUUUUUGUUUUUUUUUUUUUUUUUUCCUUUACCCAACUUUUUUAAUUUAAUAGCUAAAGAAUAGAGCAUUAGUGUUAACUCUAUUGUGCCACUUCAGUAAUGUCUGGAAAAACAAAAGCAAGGUGUUUUCUUGCUUACUAAGAGGAAAAAGGAGCUUUUUCCUCCCCUUCUUCUUCCCCCCCUCCCUGGUAUCACAAAAGUCAUUUUGAGGGAGAUUCUGUGAAAUAGAAUCAGGUGGCUUAGGCUGUCAAAAGUGCAACUUUUUAAUAGUUAAGAUAGUGUAAUAUUCUAAUAAUGUUCUAAAAAAGACUAUUCCUUGUAUGUUUCCAUAUUCCUGUCACUGCUGUUUGAGAUAUGCUUUUACACUAUUGCUUUUGAAUGACUGUAAAUAAGAAACUUGCUUGUCUUCAUGUUCUCUCUUACCUUGUUGGUUUUACAUGUUCUUUUUUUUUGAAGAAGAAGAAGACGUUUGACCAUAUCAAAUUAAAGUGUCAUCAGUGA